AUUUUCACGUGGCACGCGGGUGCGCAUUAUUACGAGAUGCCGAAAAGGAGAGGACGGCGUGGUGGUGGCGGCAGGGGCCAAAAGAGCCCUUCCACUGGCCUACAGGGGACUGGGUCGACUGUGAAAAUGCCCGAGGACAUUAUUGGAGGGAGUGAGAGCGACGAAGAGCUUGGCGAGGAAGAGUUAGAGGGCCUCGGAGUUGAAGACAUGAGGACGAUAUCAAGAAUGGGACUCAAUGAUAGAGGUGAAAAACGAACUAAGAGACGGCAGAGUGAAGGUGAAGGUCUCGAGGACACCCUGGGAGACAGUACAGUGGGCAGGAGGAGGAAGAGGAGGAGGGAGGUUGAAGAAGGCGAGGGUGAGGGAGGGGAGGACGGUGCCAGUUGGGAGGGUGUGAGGAGUGGAGGAGGUGGAGUUGAUGAGGACGGUGAGGGUGUUCACUACCUGCUGCCGCUGAAGGCUGGAGGAAAGCUAGUGCUGCAGCCUCCAGUCCCCAUCCCCAAUGUAGAGAAACUGAGUACAGCAGCCCUGCUGGCCAGGAGGGAAGCUGCUCUGGAUCAGAAGAAAUCGGCCAUUGCUGACCUUGCCUCCUCCCUCGUCGAAGCUCCCGAAGACAAUAUCUCCAACGUGCAGCGACUGCUGGUCUUCUGUACUGAGAGAGAGGCUCAGGUAGCCUGCACUGUGAGGAGACUGGCCACGGCCUCACUUGCUGCCGUAUUCAAGGACAUUGCUCCCAGCUACCACAUCCGAGAGCUUACUGAGGAAGAGAAAGCCACCAAGGUGUCCAAAGAUGUCCGGAAGCUGCGGCUGUUUGAAGAGACUUUGCUCUCUAGCUACCAGAGCUACUUGUCUCUGUUGAAUGACUAUGUCGAGACUGGUCUAGGGGGAGGAGGAGGAGGGGGAAGUGGAGGGCAGGGGAGGAAGAAAAAGGAAGCAAGAUACCUCUAGGGAUGCUAGAAGAUGGCCUAAGCCUUUCACGGACAAGCAUGCAGGAUCUUGGUGAGGUGGCUCUGAGGUGCAUGUGUGAGCUCCUGGUGUGCCUUCCUCACUUCAACUUCAGGAACAACAUUCUGGUGGCAGUCGUGCCCAGAAUGACCUCCAGGAGUCUGGCUGGAAAGAUUUCUCAACUCUGUUGCGAGACAGUAGAGAGACUGUUCAGAGAAGACCUUGUUGGUGAAGUGUCACUAGAGUGUAUAUCUUCUUUCAGUGUGUGAGACUCGUCUGCAAACUGGUCAAGUCAAAGAGUUACAACACGAGACCAGCGGUCCUGAGGAGUUUCCUGCACUUGAGGCUGCAGAGUGUGGAUGAGCCGGUGGGGAGUAGGGAGGGAGGGGGAGGAGGACACAAGAAGCAGAGGGAGAGGGAUGAAGCUCUCCCAGCUAGGAAAGGCUCGCAGCUUACCCGCAAGCAGAGGAAGAGGCUAAAGGCAGAGCGAGACUUGGACAGAGACCUGAAGGAGACAGAGGCCACUGAGAGCAGAGAGAAGAAGACAAAGCUGCAAACAGAGGUCCUUCAGCUGGUGUUUGCCAUCUACUUCAGGAUCCUCAAGAACUCCCGCCACUCGCCUCUCCUCCAGCCCGUUCUGGAGGGACUCGCCAAGUACCUACACAUACAUCAGACACCAUACAUUAUGCGUUAUACUAUAUACGUCAUAUAUACAUCACAUACAUGAUAGAUGCAGAACAGUGUCUGUAUGCUGCUGAUCUUAUGUAAGUACCGUCUUACAUUAAGCAUCGGAUUAUACGUCAUACAUCAUGUAUAGAUCCAGAACCGUGUCUGUGUGCUCCUUGAUGAAUGGUUGGUGUUAAAUCCUUUCUGUGUCCCAGGUUUGCUCAUCUGAUCAGUGUGGACUUCUUUUCAGACCUCAUGAGCGUCCUACAUUCACUGGCAGAGACUGGGGGUCUGACUAACAAGGAGUGCAUGCUGUGUGUGCUCACGGCAUUUGAGGUACUCUCCGGACAAGGAGAGUCUCUGAAUAUUGAUCCCAGACAGUUCUAUGUGCAGCUGUACGGAGCUAUCCUUCAGCUUGACACAGUUUCUCUCAACGAAGACAUUGUCUUGGCAAUGGAAUGUAUGGACAAGAUGAUGAGGAAACGUAGACAGGUGUCGCUACAGAGGGUGCUGGGGUUUGUGAAACGACUCAGUACAGUUAGUCUCCAGUUAAUGCCCGGAGCUUGUCUGGCUGUGCUCAGUACUGUCCGCAAGUGCAUGCUGAGCUACUCUCAGUGCGAUCAGCUACUGGACUCUGACGGGGUGUGUGGAGGGGUGUUCAGACCCGAGGUAGCCGACCCGGAGGUGUGCCACGCCAGUUCCGCACUGCUCUGGGAGUACACCAUCCUCUCCCGUCACUAUAGUCCAGCUGUCAAAGGCUAUGCGACUCACCUCCUGCACGGAGCUCCCACCCAAGGCAGACACGCCCUCCAUCCCGACAUUGCCAAAAUGACUGCAGGGGAUCUGGUGUCUAGUUUGACUCAGCCUCUCCCUCCCUUCCCUCCUCCUCACCCAGCCAACAAGACAGCUGUCAAGAACAAAGGGUACUACUAUCAUGAUGCUGGAAUUAGAGAUGAUGUCAUUAGAAAAGCUGAACAGGAAGCCAUAAAGCUGGCAAAAUCACAUAACUUUGAUUGAUGCAAUAGUUACUGAAAUUCCGUUUUUAUUUCACACCCAACUAGUAAAUUAAACCACAUGCCGUCAAAAACUACAAAAAUUGGUAACGUAGAAAAAUAAAUUAACGCGCUUGCACUAGUGAGUGGGUGACUUGGGCACAAAAAAUACCUGCCAAUGGUGACAAUAAUUGUACAGUUGGCAUCUCAAUUUUUUAAAAACGUGAUUUUAACAUUCGCCACUCAGUGGAAAAAGGGCAAUCGUCGUUGCUUUAAAAAAGAGUGUGUUGAUUCAUAGCAGAGUGUCUUCAUCGUCGUCCGCUGGUAGGUGUGAUUGGUCCCUCCAGUGCCCCGGCCACUCUGUGUUCUCGCUGUCUUCACCAUGUUCGUGAGAAACGAUGUGUACGCCGUCCUUGAGCAGGGGGUUCCCCUGGUUGGUGUUGAGGACCUUGGCCGUCACGAGGAGAGAGAGAGAGGUGGCAGAGUCUUCCUCCAGUACCAGCUCGAUCCUCUCGGCUAUGUUGCCGUCUUUGAUUGUCUUGAUGUGGACCGUCACGGGCGUCUUGUAGCGAUUGCCCGUCUCUCGUACCGUCGCCGUCUCUCCGACCGACUCGACUCUCACGUAAAUGUUGUGCUGAGGGUGCUGGGCAGUGAUGCUAGUACCUAACGAGUGAGCGACGGGUAUCUCCGCACUGUAGGUGUGGUGGCUCUUUAGCAUCCCGAUGUGGGCCUCCAGGACGCCUCCCUCCCUGGGCUCCAGCUGAAUGAGCCCCGUGUCCAGGUUCGUGUCCACUGCGAACUGGACGUGAGAGUUGGGUCGGUUCCGUCGCGACUUUGACAUGGCUUUUGUGAAGAGAUGAGCUACUGCUGGGAUCACUGAAAAACUCCCCGACGGUGAGGAACGGUCGAACUUCCCACGCAGCCACUUGCCGG
This is a messenger RNA of Geodia barretti, 3536 nucleotides long. The record is from the annotation of a GenBank genome assembly. NCBI's taxonomy places the organism in Eukaryota, Metazoa, Porifera, Demospongiae, Tetractinellida, Geodiidae.